Messenger RNA from Phyllotreta striolata, 1404 nucleotides. The record is from the annotation of a GenBank genome assembly. Lineage: Eukaryota; Metazoa; Arthropoda; Insecta; Coleoptera; Chrysomelidae.
AUGGGAACGUUAAAAUCUCCGCAUUCGACAUCGCAAAAUUGGACCGACUGUUUGCCAGUGUGCAAGAACACAGGAAUAGGAUUCUCCACGAACCAGAUUUACAGGGAGGACGGCAAUCCGCAGGAGGAGCACGGCUACGAAGACUGCAGCUGCCAUUUCAAAUUCAACGAAUCCUUCUAUUGGUACUCGGUGUUCGAUGGGCACGAAGGGAAAAUGGCGGCGGAUUUCUGCUGCCAACGCAUGACCGCCGAGAUAUACUUCUCCAAAUUACUGGACAAAUCCGGCAACAUCGUGGACAAAUCCGACGAGGAGGUCAAGGAGUUCCUGAGCCAAGCCUUCGCGACCGUCGAGGAGGGCUACAUGCAGAGCAUAGCCGAUUUACUGGCCGAGAGGACGAGUUUAAUAUGCGACAUACCGAACGGGCUCAGCCAGUACGAGGCCUACAAAAAGGUCCCGCAUAUCGUGCAAUCCAUCAACAAGCUCAACGACGAGCUAUCCUCGGGAACGGCUGCUGCGGUGGCUUUGAUUUACGACAAGAAACUGUACGUGGCCAAUGUGGGAAACUGCAGGGUUUUGCUCUGCCAAACGGAUCCCAAUUCUGUGCUAAAAGUAGUCCAGCUCAGCGUCGAUCACGAUUUGAAAAACGAAGACGAGCUGUUGAGACUGUCCCAUUUGGGAAUCAACGCCGAGAAUUUAAGGAAAAGUUCGAGAUUGGGUAACCAAGAAAAUACGCGCUGCCUGGGAAAUUACAGCGUAAAAGGGGGAUACAAAGACUACGAGGACCUUUCGUCGGCUCUCCAGGAACCGAUUACAGCCCAACCGGACAUUCACGGCGGUAUAACUUUGGACGAAUCGUCGAGAUUUCUUCUACUAAUGUCCGCGGGGCUGUAUAAAUCCAUAGCCGAGGCCACUGGUACCGAUCAAGUCAACAAGUACAUCGCCCAAUGUGUCGUCGAUCAAUUUCGCGAACAGGCCACUCUGACGGGCGUAGCGCAAGCCGUGGUAGACAAAGCGGUACGUCUACAUCACGAUUGGUACAUGUCGAAUUCCCUGAACAAUUCUUGUUCGCCCAAACGGGAAGAUAUCACGUUGGUGUUGAGGAAUUUCAAUUUUCCUCUACCGAAUGCGAUAACUACUCCAACGACUCCAUCGGUUACUUUCAAUCCGAUCGUUGCGGAAAAUACGAUCAGCAGUAGAUCGAGUACUAUGAAAAGCGAUGUGGUUAGUAGUACUAGUACGACGGUGAAAACUAGCGAUUCUUCUAGUACACGAGAUAGUGAUGAAGGGGACGAUCCUGUGGAUCCCGAUCAAAAAAUAGAGGCUUAUGUUGAUUUUUCGGAUUUCUACAGUAAUUUUAACAAAGCCAAAAAAGACGGUACUCUACCGAAGGGUCUGGAUUUAUGA